Messenger RNA from Dioszegia hungarica, 309 nucleotides. Its product is annotated as BTB/POZ protein. Bases 1 to 309 code for a protein of 102 amino acids. The record is from RefSeq and is a predicted model, not a curated record. Gene Ontology annotation, cellular component: elongin complex. NCBI's taxonomy places the organism in Eukaryota, Fungi, Basidiomycota, Tremellomycetes, Tremellales, Bulleribasidiaceae. Gene Ontology annotation, molecular function: protein-macromolecule adaptor activity. The transcript is spliced from 4 exons. Gene Ontology annotation, biological process: ubiquitin-dependent protein catabolic process.
AUGUCCGGUGACUUUGUCAAGCUGGUCUCGGCGGACGGGUACACUUUCGUCGUCCCUCGUAAUGUCGCGCUUCAGAGCGGGACCCUGCGCAGCAUGCUCGACCCCACUGGUAACUUCACCGAAGCAGAGACAAAUACAUGCCAUAUCCAAUAUAGAGGAGUGAUCGUCCUCAAGGUCAUCGAGUAUCUCGCGUACAAGCUGCAAUACCUGGACACCUCAUCAGACGAGAUCGUGGAGGAUUUCUCAGAUCGAGUAGAUCCAUAUAUCGCCCUGGAACUCCUGACUGCUUCGGACUUCCUCGAGGUAUAG